AUGAACGUGUCGACGCAAAUCACCGUCGGUGUCUUGGUUCCGGUGGUGGUAGCGUUUGCGUGUGUUCUCUUCUACUUCCACCGCAGGAAUGUUAGACGCCAAGCGUUGGAGGAUGCCAAUGAGGCUCACAAAUCAUUGGAUUUCGGUGUGGGAGAUGCGGGCAGUUCCAAGUCGAAGCGCAAGAGUGCUCUGGGUCUCGGUGGGGAGAAGUCAAAGAAGACCCGUGGUCUGUCACUCGACAUGAACCUGUCGAGCCCUUACCUGCUGCCUGAGCACGUCCAAGGCUCUCGAGAGUCGAUGAAUUCCCUCGCCAAAACGCUGCAUCAGCCCGACGACCCAUACCGACCGAUCGCCACCUACAUGAGCGAGACAGGCUCCAUCCGCUCCUUCGAAAAGUCCAGCCGAUACACGCCCUCGAUGACCACAACCUCAACGAAGCGCGUAUCCCGCCAGUCCUACGCCUAUCCCAAGUCCCCCGGCUACCCACAGCCUACCCCUCUGCGACAGAACUCAUACCCCAAGUCACCCUCUCCUCUGACACCCAGUGCUUCGUCGUCAGUGACUGCUGUUGAGUCUCCGGCCUCCGAAUUUGUACCAUCGGCUCCCGGGAAGGAACCGACUGUCCCGGAGCAUGAGCCUAUGCCGCAUCACGAUACUUCUUCCCCCGUUCCUGUCAUCCCCGAAAUCCAACAGCCUGCUCCGGUGGCACAGAGGGGUGCUCCUGAGCCAGUGAAGGAAUUGAACAUGCCCGACUUCUCAGUAAGCCACACCAGCAAGGAAUCGGUUGAUGAGCUCGCGAUACGGUCAACCACCAACAGCAGCCUCGGCCUCGGCGUGUUGGACGGUCCCCAAGCCCCCAAGCAAAACUCCCCGUUCGCCGAGGUUGCCGUCAAUGCCGGUCCUGGUCACCAAAGUGUUUCUGCCGCAAUCGAGUACACCGACGACUAUGCCGACUACAGCUUCCCUCCGGCGAUCCAGGAGCCUCAAGAAGAGGAGGAGCGUGGACGUGGACGUGUUCGCGAGAGCGCUCUCGGUGUUCCGGUGCAGAACAGCAACCGCCUGUCCAUUGGAUUCCGGCCUCUGCCGCCAGAUGAGGUGAUAGAGUCUGAGGACCCAGAGACACGGGCUAACCGCAUCCGAUCCUUCUACAAGGAAUACUUCGAGGACAAGGACCCCAACAGACAGACACAGUACGCCCCGGGUGGUGCAAACCAACUGGGAGAUGGUGCCUACUUCGACCCUGAUUCGAACCAGUUCAUCAUGCCAUACGCGCAGCCUGUUGGCCGUCGUGCGAUGACGCCUCCUCCAUCUGGAUCCCGCUUCCCCGGCCCGCGUGGCCCUGGUCCUCGUGGUCCUGGGCCAAGGGGUCCGGGAUCGCCUGGACCCAGAGGGCCAUUCCGCGGCCGCCCCCAUGGAGGUUCCAUCAGCGGCAUGAGCAUGCCACGUGCUGUCUCGGCCAUGUCUUUUGGACCACGACCUGACUCGUCUGCCUCCGCCCGUGCUCCUCGCUCCGGUUCCGCCAUGUCCGGAAGGCCCCGGAAGCCCAUGCCUCCUCCCGCUGCCUUGAACACCCUGCCCACCCCAUCCAAGCUCACGGACGACCACUUCUCCCUUAUCAACGCGGCCGACUUCGCUCCCCCAGAGAGCUUUAGCGAACGCGCGUCCGGAAGGUCCCAGAGUCCUCUCGGCGAGCGUCGCCCAUACGCGCCAAAGCUCCCCGCUGCCUCACCACUAGUGAGCACGUUCGACGAGAUGGCCGCUCUUCCCAGCCCUCACAUCCUGCGGAAGUCCAGCACAUUUACCGGCCUUGACUUCGCUCCACCACGCAAGUUCAAGGACCCCGACACGAUGAGUGACGCGGGCUCCAUCCGGUCCAACCGCAGCGGUGUGUCGCAAGCAGCCAGCUACGCCAUGCGCAGCGGUGCUGGCCGUGUCAGCCGUCUGCCCGGAGAUGUCAUCUUCACUCAAGAUUCAGCAAUGGAUUCACUGAAGCCGACGUGGAACAUUGGUGGUGUAGACACGAAGAAGCAGUCUUAA
Messenger RNA from Diaporthe citri, 2037 nucleotides. RefSeq lists its product as uncharacterized. NCBI's taxonomy places the organism in Eukaryota, Fungi, Ascomycota, Sordariomycetes, Diaporthales, Diaporthaceae. The coding region runs from base 1 to 2037 and encodes 678 amino acids. The transcript is spliced from 3 exons. The record is from RefSeq and is a predicted model, not a curated record.